Messenger RNA from Molossus molossus (Pallas's mastiff bat), 4092 nucleotides. RefSeq names its product ankyrin repeat domain 13C (gene ANKRD13C). Gene Ontology annotation, cellular component: cytoplasm. Lineage: Eukaryota; Metazoa; Chordata; Mammalia; Chiroptera; Molossidae. Gene Ontology annotation, molecular function: protein binding. The coding region runs from base 325 to 1968 and encodes 547 amino acids. The record is from RefSeq and is a predicted model, not a curated record. The transcript is spliced from 13 exons.
AGCCAGAGGAAGAUGGCCGUGCCCUGUUUUUCGGGUUGAGGCUGUGGCGGCGGCGGCGGCGGCGGCGGCGGCGGGGACCGGGGUCGUGGUGUCGUGGGCGCCUGAGCACUAGCUCCCCCCAGCGUGCGCGCGUCCUUUCGUACUCAGGCUAGAGUCGGCUCGACUUCCUCCGGGAGAUGCGUUUGUCCCGGGCUCGGGGGCUCUCCGGGAGUUCAUGCUGCGCUGGAGGCGCCUGGCCACCGCUCUAAUCGCCCUGUGCCGCCGUAGCACCCACUCCGUCGCCGGCGGUGAGCUCCCGGGACACUCCUUCUGCCCCUGGCGGCGAUGACCGGAGAGAAGAUCCGCUCACUGCGGAGGGACCACAAGCCCAGCAAAGAAGAGGGGGACCUGCUGGAGCCUGGGGAUGAGGAAGCGGCGGCUGCCCUCGGCGGCACCUUUACCGGAGGCAGGAUCGGCACAGGCGGCAGCGGCAAGGGCGGCCGAGCCUGUCACAAGAUCUUCAGUAACCAUCAUCACCGGCUCCAGCUGAAGACAGCUCCAGCCUCCUCCAGUCCCGCCGCCGCGCCGGUCCUGCCGCUGCAUAAUUCCUCCGUAACCACCACCACCUCCCAAUCCCAGACUCUUCUAGCGGGCACCAACCCCAUUGCUGUCGCCGCAGAUGGAGGCAUUUGCCCCACACACUACCCAGUGCACGAGUGCGUCUUCAAGGGGGAUGUAAGGAGACUGUCCUCUCUCAUCCGCACGCACAAUAUCGGGCAGAAAGAUAAUCACGGAAACACUCCUUUACAUCUUGCUGUGAUGUUAGGAAAUAAAGAAUGUGCCCAUUUACUUUUGGCUCACAAUGCUCCAGUAAAGGUGAAAAAUGCUCAGGGAUGGAGCCCGCUGGCGGAAGCCAUCAGCUAUGGAGAUAGACAGAUGAUUACAGCUCUUUUAAGGAAGCUUAAGCAACAAUCCAGGGAAAGUGUUGAAGAAAAACGACCUCGAUUAUUAAAAGCCCUGAAGGAGCUAGGUGACUUUUAUCUAGAACUUCACUGGGAUUUUCAAAGCUGGGUGCCUUUACUUUCCCGAAUUCUGCCUUCUGAUGCAUGUAAGAUAUAUAAACAAGGUAUCAAUAUCAGGCUUGACACUACUCUCAUAGACUUUACUGACAUGAAGUGCCAACGAGGGGAUUUAAGCUUCAUUUUCAAUGGGGAUGCAGCACCCUCUGAAUCUUUUGUAGUAUUAGACAAUGAACAAAAAGUUUAUCAACGAAUACACCAUGAGGAAUCGGAGAUGGAAACAGAAGAAGAGGUUGACAUUUUAAUGAGUAGUGAUAUUUACUCUGCAACUCUAUCAACCAAAUCAAUUUCUUUCACACGUGCCCAAACAGGAUGGCUUUUUCGGGAAGAUAAAACAGAAAGAGUAGGAAACUUUUUGGCAGACUUUUAUUUGGUGAAUGGACUUGUUUUAGAAUCAAGAAAAAGAAGAGAACAUCUCAGUGAAGAAGAUAUUCUUCGAAAUAAGGCCAUUAUGGAGAGUCUAAGUAAAGGCGGAAACAUAAUGGAACAGAAUUUUGAGCCGGUUCGAAGACAGUCCCUUACGCCUCCUCCUCAGAACACUAUUACGUGGGAAGAGUAUAUAUCUGCUGAAAAUGGAAAAGCUCCUCAUCUUGGUAGAGAACUGGUGUGCAAAGAGAGUAAGAAAACAUUUAAAGCCACGAUAGCCAUGAGCCAGGAAUUUCCAUUGGGAAUUCAGUCAAUAUUGAAUGUUUUGGAAGUAAUAGCUCCCUUCAAGCACUUUAACAAGCUUAGAGAAUUUGUUCAAAUGAAGCUUCCUCCAGGCUUUCCAGUAAAACUAGAUAUACCUGUGUUUCCUACGAUCACAGCCACUGUGACUUUUCAGGAGUUUCGAUACGACGAAUUUGAUGGCUCCAUCUUUACUAUACCCGAUGACUACAAGGAAGACCCGAGCCGUUUUCCUGACCUUUAACUGACACGGAAAUGAUGCCAUCUAACCAAGGAAAGCAAGAGGAUCCACAAGUGAAGCCAAGUAGAAGGAACAAAUGCUUUCAGUGAAGAAAAGGGAAUUAUGUUGAAUUGACACAUCAGUAAUAUGAUUAAUAAAAUGGGCCUCUAGUAAGGAUCUCAGCAAGUUUCCUGAUGUGCCAUUUUCAGUCUUUUUAAAAAUAUACGUAUUAUAGUGUAAUAGUUUGACACCUUAAUGACCCUAAGUACUUCUUAUGUAAAACAGCUGAGUGCUGUGAUUUGUUUUUAAAAAUUUUUACUCUUCUUGUUGAAAUAUAUAUGCAUAUAUAUCUAUAUCUAUAUCUAUAGUUAUAUCUAAAACACUCCUGGACCAUUAACAUAAAUUAAAUGUCUUAAGAGAUAUGAAGCCCUUUUACACUUGUCAUCUUAUAUUCAAGGUGACAUUUAUAAAUAUUCCUUCAGACUUUGUUUUCAUAAAAUGUAAACUAUGUAACUUUAUGUAUAGUUCAGUGAUUUGAAUGUUCAAUAUGAUGAACUAGAAAGGAAUGCAGAUUUCUGUAGAUGAAUGAACCAAAUGGUAACCAUUAAACAAUUGCAUUUAUAUGUUGCAAUACAUUUCAGAAGGAGCGUUCACUCUGCAGGGAAUAAGGUACCUCCUUUAGCACCUUAGUGCAAUUCAUUGUGGUGCUAUUUGUUUUUACCUGAAUUCUUUCUUCAAUGGUAAAUGUUUGUUACUAAUCUUCCUUUCAUAGAACCUCUAUUUUUUUUUUCUAUACUUGAGUUUUAGAGUCUUCUUUGUGUUCCUAAUAGGGUAUGGUUAGCAUGCUUAAAGAUAGCCCUCUUCCAACUCUCAGCACUUUAAAAAUAGUCUUGAAUUUUAAAAUUGCUUCCUAAUAAGUGUACAUCAUUCUGAUUAUUUUGUUUGUUUUUAGUGGAAUAAGGAUGCAUUCAUGUCAGUUUUAAACAACAACUCACAUUUUGGACAUCCCUACAUAUUUAAUGCUUUCAAAGUAAGGUAAAAACAUUUUAUAUGCUAACAGAAUAUAUUUGUUAUAAUUUAAAUUCCAGAAAUGUACACAAGAUUGAUAAUUCCUACUCUUUAUUUUUUUAAGUCUCAAGAAAAUAUUUAUUGGUUUUAAUUAUCUUCAAAGUGUUAAAAUCAUGCAUUAUUCAUUUUCGCACUUAAAAUUUUUCAUGUUUAUUCCAAGAUGGUUUGAUGGUCCAAGAAUGAAAAUAAAUUAGGGAGAAUAAUGUGUAGCAGUCGUAAUAUGUUAUGUAUUUAAGAAGUUAGCUAAAGAAAUGUUUUUUAAAUGUAUCCUGAUAAAUGUGUCAGAAUGCAUCUGUCAGGUUUUUUAGUGACCAGUAGUUUAAACUUUUUCCAGAAUUUUAAAUAAUUUGAAUGAGUUUAGAAAACUUUACUGAAAAGAUGAUUAUUUACAAAUCCAAAGCAUCAAUCUUAAGAAAAAUUUUAUAAUAAACAUCUUUAAAGCUGCAUCUUUCAUGCUGAUAACAUAUUACAAUGCGUAUGUUGACAUUUUGUUAAAUACAUUUUAUAAUGAAGAAAAAUAAUGAUAGUUAAAAAUUCAAAGACCAAUUACUACCUGAUGUGGUCUUUUGAAUUUUGUGGAAAGAGUUGGUGAACCCAGACUAGGUUUAUUGAAUACGAGUCGAUCCCAGUUAUUUCGGGAAUGCUCCUCAAGUGACUUAGGACUGAAUUCUCCUGUCAGUGAUUGUGUGAGGUUUGAGACACUGAAUGGCAAGUAUCACUGUUGCUUUUAGGCUUCCUUUACUUUUUGGGAAUAUGAUACACUUUCAGGAAUAUACUAUAGAUUUUUUCAUACGUACAGACAAAUUAGUGGGGGAAAAACAUGGUAAAUUGCAACUUGGAAUUUACCAGUUACCUAAAAGCUGUGAAUAUUUUGCUGGGGUACACUGGAGGUAGGAAGACUACUGAAAACUUUUGCACUUGGAUUUUGUUUUUAACUCUUACCCUUUUCUUUCAUAAAGAAUAGUAUAAAGAGAUGAUCCAUUCCAAAUGUCUUUUAUUUGAUCAUAAAGGACAAGCAAAUGUCAGUAUCUCUUAUGAUGGUGAAAACAAGGAGUUAUUAAUGCAAAUAAACUUUUCACA